Teleopsis dalmanni is the source of this 1227-nucleotide messenger RNA. RefSeq names its product glyoxylate reductase/hydroxypyruvate reductase. Gene Ontology annotation, cellular component: cytosol. The record is from RefSeq and is a predicted model, not a curated record. The transcript has 2 exons. NCBI's taxonomy places the organism in Eukaryota, Metazoa, Arthropoda, Insecta, Diptera, Diopsidae. The coding region runs from base 55 to 1176 and encodes 373 amino acids. Gene Ontology annotation, molecular function: NAD binding; hydroxypyruvate reductase [NAD(P)H] activity; glyoxylate reductase (NADPH) activity.
AAUUACUUCUAAUCAUUAAAGUCUAAUGUAACUCUGUAAAAAUGAUUAGAACAUAUGUUCUCAAAAACUUUCUUAAAUUCAAAACAAAACCAGUUAUUUUGCAUAGGAAUGCACCAGUUGCUCCCUAAAUGGAACACCUUUCACACGUCAGCGAUAUUUUAUGGCAGUAAGCAUAAUCGGAACUUAUCUCGUAAGAUGAACAAUCAACCUAAGAACGUAUUUAUCACUCGGGCUGAUGUACCUGACAUAGGUUUAAAGCUUUUAAAAGAAAGUUGUAAUGUAGAAACAUGGAGUGGCAGCUAUCCUAUAGCAAGAAAAGAUUUGCUUGAUCAUGUGGUUGGAAAAGAUGCUCUUUUUUGCACGUUGUCGGAUAAGAUUGAUAAUGAAGUAAUAGAAAAAGCAGGCCCACAACUUAAAUGCAUAUCGACAAUGUCUGUUGGGUAUGAGCACAUUGAUUUGGCUGCAUGUAAUAAACGUGGUAUACGCGUUGGUUAUACGCCAGAUGUAUUGACCGAUGCAACUGCUGAGCUGACGCUAGCUUUACUAUUAGCCACUAGUCGUAGACUUUUUGAGGCAAACAAGGAAGUCUACAAUGGCGGUUGGAAGUCAUGGGCACCAUUUUGGAUGUGUGGUAAUGGUUUGAAAGGUUCACGUGUAGGUCUUUUCGGUUUUGGUCGAAUUGGACAGGAAAUUGCCGCUCGUAUAGUACCAUUUAAACCAGCAAAAAUAACAUAUACAUCACGCACAGAAAAACCGGAGGCAGCUUCUGCGAUUUCAGCAGCUUUUGUUAGUUUCGAUGAGAUGUUACGUGAAUCUGAUUUUAUAAUUGCAUGCUGUGCUCUAACCCCAGAAACGAAGGAAAUAUUCAAUAGAGAAGCUUUUGCUAAAAUGAAAAAGAAUGCUAUUUUUAUUAAUACUGCACGUGGUGGUGUUGUAGAGCAAUCCGCUUUACGUGAAGCACUGCAGGAGCAGCGAAUACUUGGUGCUGGACUUGAUGUGACGACACCUGAACCAUUACCCUUGGACGACCCACUACUUACACUUAACAAUGCUGUUAUAUUGCCGCAUAUCGGCAGUGCUGAUGUCAAUACUCGGAUCGAAAUGUCGCGGAUAACAGCCUGCAACAUUUUGGCUGCAUUCAGUGGUGAUAAAAUGAUUGCAGAAGUUCAAAUUUAAACAAAUUUUUCAAAGCAUUCGCAUUUAAUUUUUAUUUAAAAACUGUACAUA